AUGGGAAACUUGAAUAAGAUAUUAGAUGGGUUGAAGCCGAUGAUGAUGAUGGUGACCGUGCAAUUAGCUCUCACCGGAGUUAAUAUUCUCUACAAAAUGGUCGCAAACAAUGGCGUGAGCUUGCCCAUUUUGAUCGCUUACCGCUUCCUCUUUGCCGCUGCCACGGUUAUCCCUCUCGCCCUCGUCCUCGAAAGGAAAAGCAGGCCUAAAUUGACUUGGAAGAUUAUCUUGCAGGCAUUUGCUUGUGCUUUGUUUGGCGGAUCCAUGGCCCAAAACUUAUACGCAGAAAGCUUAGUGUUGACCUCAGCCACAUUUGCCGCAGCUAUAUCCAAUCUCAUUCCCGCCAUCACCCUUAUCCUCGCUGUUAUUUUUCGGCUGGAGGCGUUGGGGUUGAAGGCAAUGGCUGGUAAAGCAAAGUUGAUGGGAACAUUUUUUAGCAUAGGAGGGGCUAUGCUUUUGACUUUUUACAAGGGGCCUAAAGUCAAUUUCUUGUCAACCAACAUUGACCUCCUCCACAAGAGUCAAACAUCUGAGGGACACGUGGCGGCAGCCCACCACAGCUCCGGGAGCAUGGUUUUGGGCCUUCUGCUGGCGCUUGCUUGCUGCUUCUCUAUAUCUGUCGGAUUGAUUGUUCAGACUAAGAUGAGUGAGUCAUAUCCAUGUCAUUAUUCGAGCACAGCAUUGAUCGCAGCCAUUGGAUCUGUUCAAGCUAUUGUUUAUGCUGUUUGCAUUGAAAGAGAUCGGAGCAAGUGGAAAUUGGGGUGGAACCUCACACUUCUCACCGCUGCUUACAUGGGAGUUUUGGCAUCAGGAAUAAUGUGGGUGUUCAUCAUGUUGUGUGUGAGGAUGAGAGGGCCGCUUUACGUGUCGGUUUUCAAUCCGUUGCUACUCGUCCUCGUCGCGCUUGCAGGAUCCUUGUUUCUAAAUGAGAAGUUGUACUUAGGAAGUGUGGUGGGGGCUGCAGUAAUAGUGUGUGGACUGUACUUAGUUUUGUGGGGCAAAGGCAAAGAAAUGAAAAAAAUGAGUCGUUUGAUGGCAUCAAAGAAUGCAACCAUUGGAGAAACUACAAGAGAAAGCUUCAAAGGUUUGAGUCAUGGUAACAAUGUUGUGGUUGUUACUCCAAAUUUUGUCCCAGAACUCGAGAGUUCAGAUGUCUUUGAUGAAGACCAAGAACAAGAAGAUUCAGAGCCUAAGGUUUCUAUCACAAAUAUCAAGUCCUAA
Salvia miltiorrhiza (redroot sage) is the source of this 1221-nucleotide messenger RNA. RefSeq names its product WAT1-related protein At1g25270-like. Gene Ontology annotation, molecular function: transmembrane transporter activity. Bases 1 to 1221 code for a protein of 406 amino acids. Gene Ontology annotation, cellular component: plasma membrane. The record is from RefSeq and is a predicted model, not a curated record. The transcript has 7 exons. NCBI's taxonomy places the organism in Eukaryota, Viridiplantae, Streptophyta, Magnoliopsida, Lamiales, Lamiaceae.